AUGUAUUCCGUUGAUGUUCUCGAACAAGGUGCGAGAUCAGCUAUCGCUUUGAGUACAGACUUUGAGUUCUUCCAGUGGGAGGAAUCUGGCGUUCCAGAAGGGUGGCGAGAGAAGAACUGCUACGGUCCGUAUGAAGAUCAUUACAACUGUAUCGUAUUUGCCGCUUCGGGGGCAUUCUUAUCAUCUGAUACCUUUCGGCAAAAUCUAUCCACUCGAUAUAUGAUCCCAGAUCAUUUCUGGACCGAUGCUUGCCAGCAUUCCAAUGGGUUCUUCGGCUGUGAAGAUACAUACGAUGAAGGACGGAAGCUCAAAGUCCACAGUAUUGAUCUAGCCAUCGUCCAAUCCACACAGGCUCUUGCUUACAGCAGACCAUAG
Letharia columbiana is the source of this 375-nucleotide messenger RNA. RefSeq lists its product as uncharacterized. The record is from RefSeq and is a predicted model, not a curated record. Bases 1 to 375 code for a protein of 124 amino acids. The transcript has 3 exons. NCBI's taxonomy places the organism in Eukaryota, Fungi, Ascomycota, Lecanoromycetes, Lecanorales, Parmeliaceae.